This is a messenger RNA of Saccoglossus kowalevskii, 4832 nucleotides long. RefSeq names its product dnaJ homolog subfamily C member 5-like. The record is from RefSeq and is a predicted model, not a curated record. NCBI's taxonomy places the organism in Eukaryota, Metazoa, Hemichordata, Enteropneusta, Harrimaniidae.
AACCCCUCCUUAUAUAGUAGACAGGCGGCCGGAAAAUUGGUGAAUUUAUGUUGUAUUUUAGUCACUUUGUUGCCGAAUUCGCCAAUUUUACGGCUCAAAUAUGUCUCAGAAACAGAAGACGCGGUCUAUGAGCACAUCAGGAGAGUCCCUGUAUAGGACAUUAGAGAUACAAAAAGGUGCUAGUCCUGAUGAAGUCAAAAGAGCAUAUAGGAAGCUUGCAUUGAAAUGGCAUCCAGAUAAAAAUAUAGACAAUCCUGAUGCUACAGAAAAGUUUAAGGAAAUCAACCAUGCUAACACAGUUUUAAGCGACGACACAAAACGAGAGAUUUAUGAUGAAUAUGGUUCGAUGGGAUUAUAUGUAGCUGAACAGAUUGGGGAAGAAAAUGUCAAAGCUUACUUUAUGGUUCAUAGUCCUAUAUUUAAGUGCUUGUUCAUCACAUGUGGCAUAUUGACGUGCUGUUAUUUCUGCUGUUGCUGCUUCUGUUGCUGCUGUUUCUGCUGUGGUAAAAUGAAAGCUUAUGACCCAGAAGAGGAAGAUGUGACGCUAAAACCAGAAGAUUUAGAAGACACCUCACCAUCAUCUGAGCAAGCAGAUUCACCAAUCACUAGCCAACCAACAGCCUUGGCUAUGCCCCCACCUCCCACAGCCACAGAGGGCGCAACAGAGACAACAGGUUUGAAUACAGGAGAUGCACCCAAAUUAUAUACAGAGGAUCAGUAACAUGUUUUGAGGAUUAAUUAGAAUUUUUUUCAGUUAUAUUUUCACUGUACAUUUGUAUUUUAUCAAAGCCUGAAAAGAUGAACUUUCAGUGUUACUAAUGUAGUUGUCUUGGCAACAUAUGCAUAUUAUAGCUGGUAAUUCAUCUGUGAGGAGGGCCUCAUGGGAAAUGAAGUGAAGUUUGUGUACAGGAGUCAGUACAUGAAGUCAUGUUUGUUCUGAAUUCCCAAAUUCCUAUUUCAUCAUACUUACCUUACACCCAUAGAUAGUAAGAUAUUGAUUGGAACACUUGGGUUUAGUUUUGGGUUUGAUUUGGAAAUAAUUUGAUUUUGCUCUCAGUUUGGGAUUAAAACAACUAUAUUUUAAUAUAUAUGAUAUACCACCUUCAUGAACACUGAAGGUCAAACAUCCUGGUACUUUUGAGUUUAUUUUAUUGAUAUUUCGGCACAAUUUCACUGACUUGACUAUUUGUUUCAACUGCUUGGGUAAUAUGUUUCUGUUAGGAACAAAAAGACACUUUAAAAUGGCUCAAUUGUUUGAGAUGCGGUCAUACCAACAAAAGUCUGAGAUCGCUGGUCAGCUGGUGUGCUGAUGGCCUGUGCAUGAAUGACAAAAGCAAAAAAACUUGGGAGUCUCUCUUUUGCAUUAAAACCCCCCAAUGGGACCUGAGUUCUAGACAUAGUUUACAACCAGACUAUAUUUUUUUUAGAUUUCAAGUGAAAGUAAGCUUGUUACCCAAUUACAAGAGUACUCAGUGUUAGGAACCCGUUUUACUAGUUUUUAGUUAUUACAAAUAUUAUUUGAUUAGAUUCAAACCUUUAGCUUUUCCAUUCAGAGAAGUCAGCUGGGUUGAAACAAGGAUCAGAAAACAGUGGUAAACGUCUUUCCUAACUUCUAUUAAUAGUUGUGCUGUGAUGUAAGGUUGUGCCCCUCUUCAUACUGGGGAUUUAGGAUUGACAAACUUGUUGAUUCAGAGCUCCAGACAAAUUACCAGCCUCCUGCUUUUGUAGUCUGACCAAGAGUUUCAAUGAAUACCUUAAUAUCAAUUGGCUGUAAGGUAAGUAUGGCUUAAAGUUACUGUAGUAAUGUUAACAAAUUCACCUAGGUGAUAAUUUGACAUUUUACUUAGUAAAGCCAUACUUACCUUACCUUGUGUGCCUCCCAUCACUUCAUCUUCCACUAUGGAAAAUUUAGCACUAAUCUUGAGGUGCUUAGUCAGGCCCAUUAUGGAGCACAAUGUUUGCAUGUUUCUGAAUUCUGAACCUUACUAUCAACUGGGUGUAAAGUGUGUAUGGCUUCAGUGUGUAAAUUUAUCACCGAGUGAAAUUUGUUAAGUUCAUUUUGUUUAAUUUUGCAUGUGAAUCAUGUUAGGAGAUUGUAACAAGCUUUCAAUCCACAUAGUAUCAUUGUUACAGAUAUUCCUUUCUUUCUCAUAAGCAGACUAAGCUAAGUUUCUUUCCUGAACUCCAUUAUUCUUUGUAAACGUCUCCCCUACAUUUUACAGGUAACUAAUGGCAGCUCCUCUUCACUGUCUACCCAACCCAACCACCUUUACAGGCUUAUCAAUUUAGACUUUGCUCCACCGAUGCUUAUUUAGACGUUUUCAGCUCAACCAGCUCGAACUGUUGCAGAUGUCACCUGACAUCAUCAAGAAUUUAAAAGUAGUGAGCAGACAUUCAAGAUAACUCGUAUGUUUGGUUUUUUCAUCGUUAAUCUGAAGAAUGUUGAAAUCUUUGGAAUGUCACGAAUAAGUCGAUUUAGUCAAAUUUAAAGCUCAGUGAUGGCUAUUUGACUUUUAAAUAAAUACUUGAUGACAAGAAAUAUAGCAUAGACAUUUUGGAAGGAAACGCUGCAAUCUAGGAUGAAUUCAUUAUUUCUAAUACAUAAGUUGUUGCCUUAAUGACAAGUGUACAAUCUGUUUACACUUGUGUGUAUUUUUUAAAAAUCUUUGUAUUUUUCAUUUUUUUUUGUGAGUUGAAAUUUAGGGGUAGCUGAGAGUAAUGUGGCACAAAGCCAUGCCAGUUUUUCUUCUCUUCAAAAUACUAAAUGUUUCAGUUUAGAAUAUUGUGGAAAACUGAAAUACACAUGGUGCCCUGUAAAACCCUCUUAUCUGCUUUCUUUAUAGAUGCUUUUGUGUCUCAUGCAUGUUUUAUUCGAUCCAGUCUAAUUAUACUAUGCAGUUGUUGUGUGUUUGAAUCUUAGAUGUGUGUGUAAGCAGUAAAAUUUUUCACAAAUAAUGUUCAUUUCUUAUCACUGCUGAUAUCCAACCAUUUGUGUGAAGACAGCAAAAUCACUAAUUAUGUUUAAUAAUUAAUCCUGUAUGCGAGACAUAAAGAAUACUACAGUGCUAGUUGUCCCAAUUCUUCCAGUCAUUGUGCCUUCACAGUGUGUACAUGACAACAGCUCACCAAGUAAAUUCUGUAUUACAAACUGCUGCUUUAUUUGAAUGGUUCAAUUGUACAAAAGGGAUGCGACUUCUAUUAGAGAUAUGAUGAAUUUUUGGUUCUCAUUUAUUCAAAUAAUACAGAUUUUACAUUGUCUAAUGUUACACAACCAAUCUGAGGCUGAGAAUUGUUUAGGAAUUAGACAAUAUAUUUCACAUAAUACAAAUAUCAUCAAUUUUGUAUUGAACUGUGAGCUUCUACCUCUGCCACGUUACAUUUUUCCCUGCCUUUGUUUUGGUUUCUCUGUAUAACUUGUUGUAUUAACAACUGAUGCACUUUGCUGUGUCGGCAAGUUAUGUGUCUGUGGAUGUCCUCACAUGUCACUGUACUGCUGUGCUAUACAAUUUGCAUAUAUUCAAGUGCAAACCUGCAAUCAUGUGUUUCUUGUCUGUCUAUAUAUUUAAAUGAAUUGGGCUUGAUAUAAAAAAUAUGGUAUCCAAUUUAAACUGAAAUAUUGAUGAUUGUUUUUUGCAGGAAUUCAUUUUUUUAAUUUUAUGUAAAUAUUGGGAUUUGGUAACCUGUUUCCUUGGCGUCUACCAAGCUACCCUGCCUGUUUCAGAGUGAUUAAUACUGGUCUCUUGAUUUAAACAAAAAUGGAGUUUAAAAACAUAAAUAUCUAAUAAGGUUUUAAUGUUUUCCAUAAUUCUCUUUACAUGCAUUGAGAACACCCUCAAUUGAAGAUCAGAUUUUCACUUUGCAUACCCUCUACAAUAUUGCAAACCUAUACAAUUCAGAAAACAUUGUUGUGCAAAGUUAAUUUUUGUUAUUGUUGCGCUAUAGUAUUUUAUAGAAUGUACCCGGUAACCCUGCCACAAAUGGUAUAAUCCAUUGGUGAAACUGCUAGUUUGAAUUAUACUUCAUUGCAAGAGACAUGUAAAUUAAGCUGUCUGUACAUACUUGUGAAACAUACAGACAUACUAAACACUGUUUAACAAUAUUUUUUGUGAGUGAUUCCUUCCAAAUAUUUGAACAAUAUGAGUUCAGUUUAAUUAAACUGGUAUAGAGUAUCUUUUUAAAUUCAAUACUAAUGUUAUUUUAUCUACUUAAUUUAUUCAGUACAUUAUUUGCCGGGUUGUGAGUGUUCUUGGGAGGGUGCCCGUAACACUAAUAUGAUGAAAUCUCUCUAUUCCCUCAUCAAAAUGUUAAUGUUUUGAGUACAUAUUUUGAAAUUGUUCUCAAGAAAAAAAAGAUAAAACUAUAUAACUUUGUUUGUCAUGAGGGCACCCUCUAUUAUUAAUCUGAGCAUUGACCCCCCCCCCCUCCUGUUUCAGAUUCUAGCCUUUAAGAUCCAUCCUUGUAUCAAGUAUUUUGCAUAAUACUUCCAUGCAAGUUUAUUGAGAAGACAUUACAUGGGACAACAAUUUUGGAGUCUGCACUAUGCAGAAAUUUAUGGAUUGUUCUGGUGCUAAACAUGAAAACAUUAAUCCUUGGUAUGCAAAGCACACAAAAUAUAAAUCUGUGUCCAUUUGGGUCAAAAUUAUUGAAAAAUAUAUACACAGCAGGAAAACAAUUAUGGUGUUCAAGGGAUGUUUUUAAAGCACUGGCAGAAUACCAAUUAUGUUGUCACAUGGAUACAAAUAAUGAGAAAUAUAUAUAUAUGCUAGAAUAAAUGUACAGAACAAAAGCAAGAUUGUAUGUAAUGAAGGUAAUAAAGAAUAUCAAAUAAUUAA